Molecule: messenger RNA, 1455 nt
Organism: Bombina bombina (fire-bellied toad)
Lineage: Eukaryota; Metazoa; Chordata; Amphibia; Anura; Bombinatoridae
Gene: HTR2A
Product: 5-hydroxytryptamine receptor 2A
Exons: 3
Coding region: 16-1395 (459 amino acids)
Biological process (GO): G protein-coupled receptor signaling pathway, coupled to cyclic nucleotide second messenger; chemical synaptic transmission
Cellular component (GO): plasma membrane; dendrite
Molecular function (GO): neurotransmitter receptor activity; G protein-coupled serotonin receptor activity
Source: RefSeq, a predicted model, not a curated record
AACUCAGGUUUAAAUAUGGAUAUUCUUGAUAAGGAUAAGUCUGUGAAUUUCACGAAGAGCUCUUUAAUCCAAUUAAACCAUGACAGCAGAAGACUUUACAAAAAUAACAUUGGCACAGGAGGAGCUAAUGUAUCAGAAAUAUUUAACUGGUCCAUGGCUUCAGAAAAUCUUACUUCAGUAGGAAGUUCAUUUUCUUUAGAAAAAAACUGGCCAGCCCUUUUAACAGUCACAGUGAUAGUGGUAACCAUCGCUGGAAAUAUACUAGUCAUUAUGGCAGUGUCUUUAGAAAAAAAACUACAGAAUGCCACUAACUAUUUUCUAAUGUCUCUUGCCAUUGCUGACAUGCUAUUGGGAUUUUUAGUCAUGCCAAUUUCCAUGUUAAAUAUAUUGUACGAUUAUGAGUGGCCCUUACAUAGAACACUUUGUCCUGUCUGGAUUUAUUUGGAUGUAUUAUUCUCUACUGCUUCUAUCAUGCACCUCUGUGCAAUUUCCCUGGAUCGGUAUAUUGCAAUACGAAACCCCAUCCAUCAUAGUCGCUUCAAUUCAAGAACCAAGGCUCUUGCUAAAAUAACUGCAGUGUGGACUAUAUCUGUUGGGGUUUCAAUGCCGGUGCCUGUGUUUGGACUACAGGAUUACAGCAAAGUGUUCGACAGAGAAAACUGCUCUUUAGCAGAUGAGAAUUUUAUCAUCAUUGGUUCAUUUGUAGCAUUUUUUAUACCAUUAGUUAUCAUGCUGGUCACCUACUUUUUAACUAUUAGAUCGCUACAAAAAGAAGCUACCUUAUGUUUUAACAACCUUGGGGCAAAAAGCAAACUUGCUUUAUUCAGCUUCCUCCCUCAAAGUUCAAUUUCUUCAGAAAAACUAUUUCAACGUUCUUUGCAGAAGGAACUUGCUCCUUUUGGAAGAAAAACUAUGCAGUCCAUCAGCAAUGAACAAAAAGCCUCAAAGGUCUUGGGAAUUGUGUUUUUCCUUUUUGUUAUUAUGUGGUGUCCAUUUUUCAUUACUAACGUGUUGGCAGUGUUUUGCAAAGAGUCAUGUAAUGAGCAUAUCAUUGGGGAAUUGUUGAAAGUUUUUGUUUGGAUUGGUUAUUUAUCUUCAGCCGUCAACCCUCUGGUAUACACACUGUUCAAUCAGACCUACCGCUCAGCAUUUGCACGUUACAUCCAAUGUCGAUACAGGGAAGAAAAAAAGCCUUUACAAUUAAUUUUGGUGAACACUAUCCCUGCGUUGGCCUACAACUCCGGCCAGCUGCAACUUGCACAAAUGAAAAAUUUAAAGAAAGAACCAAAAAAGAAGACAAAUGACUAUUCCUUGGUUACAAUAGGGAUACAAUCUUUAGAUAAAGCAGCUAAGACUGGGGUAGGAACACUUAAUGAAAAUGUCAGUUGUUUGUGAAUAGUGCACUGCAGGGCAAGAAGAAACAAUCAAAAGAACUAACUAGGCAAAUAAACAAUA